This is a messenger RNA of Colletotrichum phormii, 2114 nucleotides long. RefSeq lists its product as uncharacterized. The record is from RefSeq and is a predicted model, not a curated record. Bases 723 to 1181 code for a protein of 152 amino acids. The transcript has 2 exons. Lineage: Eukaryota; Fungi; Ascomycota; Sordariomycetes; Glomerellales; Glomerellaceae.
AUCGUACACUACUACGCUGUUGUGUCCAUACCUGGUCUCGUGAUCUCACUUUGUCGCAGGUCGUUUCCCGCUAGACUUUUUAUUUAUUUAUUUAACCGAGUUUUAUUUUCCUGAUCUACGAUCGUGAAAUUGCGAUGGGCUGGUUCAAGUCUGAGAAUGUUUUAGGGAUGGGCUAACCUGGGCGCUCGCUGUGUUACGUUGCCGCAAACAUGGCCCUGCUGCGUGCGAGCGUCCCAACCCGUGUCGAGAGAAAAAAAAAAAAGGACGGGUACCAUCUGGAGUUCAUGCGAUGAUCCAACAAGGGGGAAAACAGGAGGCUCUGCUUGUCGUUCAGGACCAAGAUGUUGUAUCAGCAUCCGAGCGUUCUUUAUUUUUCCAUUUCCCAUGUGACCAACGCGUCUAGACUCUAGAGCACACUCCAACGUCAACGCCGUCGUCUUCAACUGCUUGUCGCGAUAAUGCAAAUGAUGACGCCGGUGUUCCCCCCCUCCCUUCUACCCACCAUCACCGCCGUUAUAGUAUGGGAUGGGGGGGGGGCAUGGGGGGGAUAGUGAGUCAAUACAUGGGACGAAGGGGACGGUGGAUAUUCCAUCUAUCUCGAGAGAGAUUGACGAACGGUGAGCGUGGGUAAAUAGAGUACCGCACAUAUACGAGCCGCCGGCUAUAGUGUUCCUAAUUCUGGCAAAAGAGAAAAAAAAGAAGAAGAGAUAAUAUCGAUUGUUAUGGCCGUCCCUCCGUCAGGUGAAGGUAUCAUCCAUGGAGGAGUCACGAUGGCUCUGCCCUGCCUCGGCAUCUCCUAUACGAGGACGCGCAGGGAUUUGGCUGGCAAGACUCAAGGAGGGAUGUCUCUGGUUGUCAAGACUCAAGGAGGGAUGUCACUGGUUGUCAAGAACGGGCUUUUCGCCCACACUCAAAUGAAAACGAGCAGUUCAAAGGAAAACGUUUCCCUGACAAGACAACCCGACCACCCCUCCCCAUCUGUCUCUUGUCCAUCCCUCCCCUUCGGUUUCUCUUUCUCUCUGGCCGGCCUGCUGCCCUGGACACUCUGGAAUGUUGCCUUUAGGUGUGGCUUGUCAAUCUUGUCUCUGGUUCCUGGUAUUGCCACGAGGUCGGGGGAGGGGGGGGAGGGUUCGAAUUCCCUAGCCGCUUUCAACCGGAAAAGAGAGGAUCUUUUCCUAUGAUGAUGAGUCCCUCUGUUCGAGAAAGAUGUAGCGAGCCCGUCAUCCAGUGAGAAGUAUGAAUUGGGUGACUGACGGCCUGAUCCCUGGCACGACGAGGGUCACAGAAUGGAGACGAACGUUGAAUUUUCCCACGGGACUGGCUACGACGCGUCUCCCUCCCCUCUGCUCGGUCAGCCGCCGACAGAUGAAAGCCUGCGCCUACAGAGCGGGCGGCUCUUUGUACGAUUGCGUAGUACGGAUAAUCCGUAGUAUAGUUCAAACUUGAGCCUCAAAAGUCGGAGACCUCCUUGCCUCCAUUCUUUUCGUCCAAAGGUCCCCUUGUUUUUGGGGAAAAGAGAAUGGAGAAGUUGCAAAUCAAGAUCGGGUACAGCUCCAUAUUGGCUCUUACCAAGUUAGGUAGGGGCCCAUCACUUUCUACGGAUACUGAGCCUCUGUAGUCUGCACCUGUUUCCGACAAAUUGAGAUGAAAAAGUCUCCAUCCCGCCUUGCCUGCCCGCGCGCAAUUGAACGCCGCAAUUGGGGGUCCGGCGGCAAGACCGAUAGGAAAACUUGAAGUGACAAGUGGAAUCGAGCAAAUGGACUCGACGAGGGAGAAACUACAGGACGGCCGCAGCGUUUCGUUGCCGCCGGCUAUGGGAGGGAGGAGGAGGAGGAGGAGCCACAAAGAAGGCUGUGUUCGCUGUUCAAUGUUCAGAAGGGCAAAGAUGGCGAGAGAAGAGCCGUGUCCUUGAGCAUGUUUUGGCGGCUAAGGCCGAAGCCGCGGAGGGGACACGCCGCGCACAAAGGGCGGCGGCGGCUGCUUUUAGAUGAUGGUUCAAACUGAAACCGGUGGUUGGCUGGUGACGGCCGCAUCUAGAAAAGGGCACGACCGGGCAAACGCAUGCCUGUGGCAGUGGCAUGUCGCGCAAGCCCGUCGCCGCGGCGGGAAGGAAG